Messenger RNA from Rhinichthys klamathensis goyatoka, 3003 nucleotides. RefSeq names its product hexose-6-phosphate dehydrogenase (glucose 1-dehydrogenase) (gene h6pd). Gene Ontology annotation, biological process: pentose-phosphate shunt; glucose metabolic process; pentose-phosphate shunt, oxidative branch. Gene Ontology annotation, cellular component: endoplasmic reticulum. NCBI's taxonomy places the organism in Eukaryota, Metazoa, Chordata, Actinopteri, Cypriniformes, Leuciscidae. The transcript is spliced from 5 exons. The record is from RefSeq and is a predicted model, not a curated record. Bases 122 to 2497 code for a protein of 791 amino acids. Gene Ontology annotation, molecular function: NADP binding; 6-phosphogluconolactonase activity; glucose-6-phosphate dehydrogenase activity.
GAUCACGUGACCAUCUACUGGAAACGGUAGUUGUUUGUAGUAUGUCACUAUCCGACUGUCCACGCCGCGCGAACUGUCACCAUUUGUCCAGAGGUGAACCAGGUGGGCACUUGACAUCACAAUGCUGAGGAUACGAUGGGAGCUGCUGCUAAUGGCCACCAUAUGCUGGCACAGAGGCCACACAGAUAAUCAUGAGGCUAAGCAGAGUCUUGGGCAUGUGACUGUGGUAGUUGUGGGUGGGACAGGUGACUUGGCCAGGAAGUACCUAUGGCAAGGCUUUUUCCAGCUCUAUGCUGACCAGGUAGGCAAAGGACACACCUUCUCAUUUUAUGGUGGGGGCCUUUCGCCGACUGAGAAGGGAACUCCGAUGCUGUUUGGGAUCUUGAAGGAGCUGGCUUGCCCUCCGGAGCUCUCUGCUGAACGCUGUGCUUUGGUCAAAGAGCAGUUUUUGCAUCUGUCCCAGUAUCACCAACUGAAGACAUCUGAGGACUAUGAAAAACUCAGCCAGAUGAUCAAACAGCAUUUAGGACAGGAGGGUAUUGUCGAAGCAGGAAGGCUCUUCUACCUGUCUGUUCCAGCUUUCGCAUAUGCAGACAUUGCAGAGAAGAUCAACAACACCUGCCGCCCCCCUCCUGAGGCAUGGCUGAGGGUGGUACUGGAGAAGCCAUUUGGUCACGACUUUUUUAGUGCUCAGUCCCUUGACAGAAAACUGUCAGGCCAGCUGAAAGAAGAGGAGAUGUAUAGGAUUGACCACUAUUUAGGGAAGCAGGUUGUCUCUAAAAUAUUGCCAUUUAGGAAAGAGAAUAAGAAACUUCUGGACCCUAUCUGGAACAAGCACCAUAUUGAAAGAAUAGAAAUUGUAUUGAAGGAAACCCUGGAUGCCAAAGGGCGUAUUCAGUUUUAUGAUCAAUAUGGUGUCAUCAGAGAUGUGCUCCAGAACCACCUCACAGAGGUCAUGACCCUUAUGCUGAUGAAUCUUCCUGCAAACCCCUCCAACAGCAAGGAGAUACUACAAAACAAGCUACAUUUCUUGGCUUCCCUACAGUAUGUAGAUAACAGUAAUGCGGUCGUAGGUCAGUACCAAGCUUACAAUGGAGAGGUUCAGGAAGAGCUCAAUAAAACAAAGGACUACUUCAGCCUAACCCCCACAUUCGCUGGUGUGGUCAUUCAUGUCGACAAUGCGCAAUACGAGGGCAUCCCCAUAUUUAUGACCUCAGGCAAGGCACUUGAUGAACGGGUUGCUUAUGCACGUGUAGUUUUCAAAAGUGAUGUAUUUUGCGUCCAGGAUCCUGACAAUGUUCAGUGCAAUACCAAACAGAUCAUAUUUUAUCUGGGUCACGGAGACCUCCAGUACCCUGCGAUUCUCGUGAGCAAGAACCUGUUCAAGCCCGACCUGGUGAACAGCGGUGACUGGAAAGAGGUCACCGAACACAAAGACGUAAAAGUGCUGGGGUUACACCUCAGUGAUUAUUACAUCCAGACGCCAGUCGUACCCAGAGAGGCUUAUUGCGAGCUGAUCUCACAUGUCUUCUUUGGACGCAAGGACAGCUUUAUCAGUGCUGAAGGACUCCUUGCUUCCUGGGCGUUUUGGACGCCUCUCCUUGAAAGCUUGACUCGGGUCUUUCCGCGGGUGUAUCCUGGUGGCGUAGCCAAUGGGAACCUGCUGAACUUUCAUCUGCGGGGCAAUCAGGUAGCCUUUAGCCAUGAAGCUGUGGUCAACGUGAUCAACCCCGGUGCCGAGGACAACUUCCAGGUGAUGCAAGGAAAGUACCGUAGUUCUGAAAUGGUAUCUGCUUGGGCACAGGAACUGGUGGAGCGCUUGGCUUCUGAUCUUCUUCUGGCUGCUGAGGAGGCCAUUCGUGAAGGAGGUCAGUUUCACCUGGCUUUGUCUGGUGGCUCCAGCCCGGUGGCGCUGCUCCGUGCGCUCGCCCUGAACCUCUACACCUUUCCGUGGCGCAACACUCACAUAUGGCAAGUGGAUGAGCGAUGUGUGCCACAUACAGAAUCUGGCUCCAACUUCCGGUCCAUUCACGAUCUGCUGCUUCAGCAUAUCCGCAUACCCUACUUCAACAUCCACCCCAUGCCAGUGCAUCUCACCCAACGGUUAUGCGUGGAAGAGGAUGGUGGUCCUGCAUUAUAUGAGAAGGAAAUAAAGAAACAUGUCAAUGCCUCCAGCUUCCACUACAUCCUGCUCGGCGUAGGCCAGGACGGCCACACUGCCUCGUUGUUCCAGGACACCAAGUUGGAAAGCGACGAAGAACGGUUGGUAACUCUGUCAGAGAGCCCCAUUAAACCUCAUCAGAGGAUGAGUCUCACAUUCACAGCUAUCAAUAGAGCUCGAAGGGUAGGUGUUUUAAUUAUGGGGAAGAGCAAGCAUGAACUUGUCAGUCAACUCAGCCGAAUUAAGGGGGAAUCAUCUAAGUAUCCCAUCACCAAAGUACAGCCAAAGAGCGGGACUCUUGUAUGGUACAUUGACUAUGAUGCACUGUUAGGAUAGACCAGGACAUAUCGGUCAAUGAAGCCACCAGGGCUUAUAGCUCAAAUUGAAUGCUGUAUUGUGGAUGAUUGCAAAAUAUCAUUUGAAGUUUAAUUUUCACACAAACUGAAGUGUGAAUUGUGUGAGACUUAUUUUAAUGCUUUGACUUUGCAAUUUGAUUUGUGUUAUGAAAUAAUUGCAUUAUAAACAUGUCAAAUCUCAGGACCUCUUUUAGCUUACAGUAAUAAAGUAAUAAUUAAUCUUAUAAUAUUGCUACAAAUCCUUAUUCCACAAGAUCAGACAGUUAAGAAAGCAAUUAAGAAGAUGCGUAUGAAAAAUGUCAUUCCAGAUCAAGCACUUUUUCCACAUUUGUGACCAAUCAGUGAUCAGAUAAAACAUAUAUUUAAAUGCUCUGUAAUUGGACUUUUCCUUUUCUUUUUACUUUGCUUACUACAUAAUUGCAUUAGCGCAAACAAUUAUUCAUCAGUCCACCAGAUUAAAUUUGAGAUGAAGGAACCAUGUGACCA